GUUGCGGUGCUGGGGCUGUUUCCCUGCAGAGAUAAGGGGCCAAACCAAGAGCUGGCUGCGGCAUCUGGGCCCCGGGCUGUGAUUUAUGGCAGGAUGCGUGGGAAUAACCGAGGGAGAAAUGUCGCUGAGUCUCCUGAAUGUGUCUUCCUCUCCUGGAGUUGAGGAGAUUUCCAAUGCCUCGUAAGGGCGGAGGCAGAUGGCAAAGGGACAGGAUGGAAGUGUUUGGAAUUGGCCCCGCUGAGUCCCCUGCCAAGCCUGGACCUGCGGGAUGGAGCUGUCGUGAAGGUCCGGGUGCAGCCGAGCACUGUCCCCACAUCCUGCCCGGUGCUGGGGAUGCUGCGCAGAGCUGUGAGAGCCCCGCAGCAGAGCUGAGGACAGAGCACGAUUCUGCCAACGCAUCACCCAAAACUCUCUGCACCACCUGGAGACUGCUGCUGCUGCUGCUCGGGGUCACGGGGCUGCUGGCGGUGGCAGUGGUUGGGGCCUGGCUGCUGGGGCAGCACGUCUGGGAUCCACAGCCACACCAGGGCUUGGCCAAGCCACAGGCAUCAGACCUGUUCGCAGCUUGCAGCGAGGGCGAGGAGGAGGAGCCCGUGGUCCGCGGGGCGCCUGGAGGAGUUUUUUUCAGGAUCCAGGCGGGUGCCUCCCUGCUGGCGGUGCGGCCGCGGGACCGGCCCCGAUGGCUGCUGGCCUGCUAUGAGCGCUGGCGGCCCGCGCUGGGCACACGGCUGUGCCGGCACCUCGGGGCGCUCAGAGCGAUUCAUCAGAAAGGGGUGAAUCUGACGGACGUGGCGGUGGAGGACGGGCAGGAGUUUGCCCAGAUGGGGUCCAGCCUGGCGGAUGCGUGGCAGGUCAGGAGCAGCUGUGAGUCGGGCCGCGUCGUGGCUCUGCAGUGCUCAGCCUGCGGGCAGCGCCCGGCACCCGGGGGCCGCGUGGUGGGGGGCAUGGACGCUGCCCCCGGGCGCUGGCCUUGGCAGGUGAGCGUACGCCAUGGCUCCCGGCACCGCUGUGGUGGCUCCGUGCUGGCACCGCGCUGGAUCGUCACCGCCGCCCAUUGCGUGCACAGCUACCGACGGCGGAGCGCCUCGGGCUGGAUGGUCCAUGCUGGCAUCACUCAUGGCUCGGCCAAGCAGGAGGCUGGAGUGCCCGUGGAGAGAGUUAUUUCUCACCCGCUGUAUAAUGAUAACAGCCUGGACUACGACAUCGCUCUGAUGAAGCUGCAGGUUCCCUUGAAUUUCUCAGACGCCAUCAGCGCCCUGUGCCUGCUGCCCUCCCACCAGGACCUGCUCCCGGGCACGCCGUGCUGGGUGUCGGGCUGGGGCUACACGAGGCCUGACCAAGCACAGCUCACCGAGACGCUGAAGGAAGCCCUCGUGCCCUUGAUCGGCACCCAGAGGUGCAACAGCUCGUGCAUGUACGCAGGAGAGCUCACGGCCAGGAUGCUGUGCGCCGGGUACCCGCAGGGGAAGAUCGAUGCCUGCCAGGGUGACAGCGGGGGGCCCCUGGUCUGCCAGGACGAGCUGGCGUGGCGCUUGGUGGGCAUCGUCAGCUGGGGCCGGGGCUGCGCCGAACCCAACCGCCCGGGGGUUUACACCAACGUGGCUCAGCUCCUGCCCUGGAUUUACCGCGUCACUGAGAUCCACUAGAAGCCAGGAGAAACCUCCCGCAGCAACACACGGCCCGCUGCACAUGUAAGCGAAGAAAAGCCCAGGAUGAAUUCACACUGUUCCUAUAACCCUAAAAGAACGGCCCCAGACACCACCAGAAAACAUGGCCAGUACAAAUACUUUAAUAAAGAAAAUAGCAAAUUACAUUUCUGUGAACAAUGCACGUGGGAGAA
This is a messenger RNA of Numida meleagris (helmeted guineafowl), 1840 nucleotides long. It is a transcript of the gene TMPRSS5, whose product is annotated as transmembrane protease, serine 5. The transcript is spliced from 13 exons. The record is from RefSeq and is a predicted model, not a curated record. Gene Ontology annotation, molecular function: serine-type endopeptidase activity. NCBI's taxonomy places the organism in Eukaryota, Metazoa, Chordata, Aves, Galliformes, Numididae. Gene Ontology annotation, biological process: proteolysis. Gene Ontology annotation, cellular component: membrane. The coding region runs from base 138 to 1646 and encodes 502 amino acids.